AUGCGCUGCUCCAUCGCCCUGGUCCUCCUCGCCGCCCCCCCUCGUGUCUGCGACGCUGGACCCGGCAUGUGCCCGAAGCUGCACAACUGCGAGGCGACCAAGGUGUCUACCGCCAUCCAGGCCGUCGAGUGCUCGCACAACACCCACGAGAAGCAGACGUACGCCGUCUUCAAGCAGGACCACCAGUACGACGGCAACCACGGCUACCCGUACGGAGACUGCGCCGCCUACACGUGCGAGCGACAUCGUACUUAUACUUUGUGUCGUGUUUUUAGUGUGAGUGUCAAUGGCACUGAGUCGGGCGACGGCACGGGUUGCAUCAAGGACCCCAACACGAGUGAAUGCGGCUGCGAGGACUCGGCCGCGGGCAAGUUCCACGUCGGCAAGACUGGCUGCGUGUAA
Phytophthora sojae is the source of this 402-nucleotide messenger RNA. RefSeq lists its product as hypothetical. The transcript is spliced from 3 exons. The record is from RefSeq and is a predicted model, not a curated record. Lineage: Eukaryota; Oomycota; Peronosporomycetes; Peronosporales; Peronosporaceae. Bases 1 to 402 code for a protein of 133 amino acids.